Cynara cardunculus var. scolymus (artichoke) is the source of this 1068-nucleotide messenger RNA. Its product is annotated as mitochondrial inner membrane protease subunit 1-like. Lineage: Eukaryota; Viridiplantae; Streptophyta; Magnoliopsida; Asterales; Asteraceae. Bases 227 to 895 code for a protein of 222 amino acids. Gene Ontology annotation, cellular component: membrane; mitochondrial inner membrane peptidase complex. Gene Ontology annotation, molecular function: serine-type endopeptidase activity. The record is from RefSeq and is a predicted model, not a curated record. The transcript has 7 exons.
CAGAUUUGACGACUCUCUCUCGCCGGCGCCGGAGAUAACCACCAUCAUCUUGUAUAAGGUAGAUCUAAGCACUCGCAUCUCUGUCACUUUCGUAUUCUGCAUGCUUAGUUAUGUACACGUAAUCAAGACAUGAUCUCAACACACAGUCUCGUCUUUUAGCCAUGGCAGCUGAAACCUGAGGUUCAUGAAUUUAAGUUUUUAUUAAAGGUGGUGUUCCAUUGUUUGAAUGACGUUCUAUGGAUGCAAAAUAUUGACUUGGGCACAGUUUGUCGGAAACGAAGAGCUCAAGCUGCUCUCCAACUCUGAAAUAUUUCUUGUUCCAGCUGAGAGAGAGAGAGAGAGAGAGAUGAGCAGGUUUCAGCAAUGGGCCUUGAUAGUAAAAGAAGCACUAGACAAAAGUUUUCUGGUUGCCAAAUUCUUCUGUGCAGUGCAUGUCACCAGUACCUACCUCUGCUCCACUGCUUUGGUCUAUGGUCCUAGCAUGCUCCCCACCUUUAACCUUAGUGGUGAGAUUGUCCUGCUUGAGAGUAUCUCAACCCGAUAUGGCAAAGUGGGUUCAGGUGAUGUAGUCAUAGUUCGGUCGCCUGAAAAUCCAAGGAAGGUCAUCACAAAGAGAAUUAUUGGCAUGGAAGGUGACAGUAUUACCUAUGUUGUGGACCCCAUAAACAGUGAUAGAACCGAGACCCUUGUUGUUCCCAAGGGACAUAUUUGGGUCGAGGGAGAUAACAUUUACAGUUCUAAUGAUUCAAGGAAUUUCGGACCCGUUCCAUAUGGGCUUCUUCAAGGCAAGGUUUUUUUGAAGAUAUGGCCUGCUGGUGCAUUCGGAUUAAUUGGGAGGAGACCGCAAACUGUUGACCCUGCCCUUAAGGUAGCAGAGGAGUUGAACAAUUCAUGAGUUGUAGAAUCGUGAACUCUUCAUGGCUUCGGCUUUUUGGAUGUCUUGCAUUUUACUACCUGAAUCUAUAGAGACAAUUCUUCAAGGGAGUAAUAAUUUUUUCAAGCUACAAAUGAACCUCACUUGUUACCUUCGGGAAACUGCAAUAAAUAACUUCAUAUUUUACCUUGUUU